GGGCGCUCUGAUUGGUCUGUUCCCUCAGCCAAUCAGAGACGCUCUUGUAGGCCGGCUGGUUUGUGCCCAUGUGUGUUAGCCACUAGCUACCGGGAGCUAACAGGAAAACAUGCUGCGUCGCGAGGUGAGGCUGAGGCGGGAGUACCUGUACAGGAAGGCGCAGGAGGACCGGCUCCGGACCAUCGAGGAGAAGAAGCAGAAGCUAAAAGGAGCGCUUGAUGAGAAUCGCCUUCUCCCCACUGAGAUACGUAAAGAUGCCCUGCAGCUCCAGAAACUCCUGGAAUAUGACGAUGAAGGAGCAGAAGGCGUCAGCUCGCACAUGGACGACGAGUACAAAUGGGCCGGAGUGGAGGAUCCUAAAGUGAUGGUCACGACGUCCAGAGACCCCAGCUCCAGGCUGAAGAUGUUCGCCAAGGAGGUGAAGCUGAUGUUUCCUGGCGCUCAGCGCAUGAACAGAGGAAACCACGAGAUCAACGCGCUGGUCCGAGCCUGCAAAGCCAACAACGUCACAGACCUGGUCAUCGUGCACGAGACGCGAGGGCAGCCCGACGGCCUGGUGGUCUGCCACCUGCCGUUCGGCCCCACGGCUUAUUUCACGCUCUACAACGUGGUGAUGAGGCACGACGUUCCCGACAUCGGCACCAUGUCCGAGGCCUUCCCGCACCUCAUCUUCCACAACUUCUCCUCCCGGCUCGGACAGAGGGUAUCGAAUAUCCUCAAGUAUCUGUUUCCCGUCCCGAAGGACGACAGUCGGAGGGUCAUCACAUUCGCCAACCAGGACGACUUCAUCUCCUUCAGACAUCACACCUACAAGAAAACCGACCAUAAAAAUGUUGAGCUGACAGAAGUGGGGCCUCGGUUUGAGAUGAAGUUGUACAUGAUCAAACUGGGCACGCUGGAGAACGAGAGCGCGGCGGACGUGGAGUGGCGUCUCCACUCGUACACGCGCACGUCCAAGAAGAGGAGGUUCCUCAGCGUGCAGUGAGAGACCAAACCCAACUAAAACACACCGCGCCACAGCUUCUGAACAUCUGGAAUGAUGAACAUCGAGAUGCAAACAGCCGUACGUUUCUGUACAGCUCGGGUAGAAACCUUGAAGUCCCUCUGUGUGGUGACCAGCAGGCCCAGAAUUAGACCACACACACACACACACACACACGCACACACACGCACACACACGCACACACACACACUGCUCACAUCAUACUCAGUGUGUAACAACUAUUCUUGUAUUUCUUAAUAAAAGUGUUUGUACUGA
Molecule: messenger RNA, 1258 nt
Organism: Salarias fasciatus (jewelled blenny)
Lineage: Eukaryota; Metazoa; Chordata; Actinopteri; Blenniiformes; Blenniidae
Gene: imp4
Product: IMP U3 small nucleolar ribonucleoprotein 4
Exons: 9
Coding region: 110-985 (291 amino acids)
Biological process (GO): rRNA processing
Cellular component (GO): Mpp10 complex; small-subunit processome; nucleolus
Molecular function (GO): rRNA primary transcript binding; snoRNA binding
Source: RefSeq, a predicted model, not a curated record